This is a messenger RNA of Gavialis gangeticus (Gharial), 4161 nucleotides long. It is a transcript of the gene ESR2, whose product is annotated as estrogen receptor 2. The transcript is spliced from 10 exons. The record is from RefSeq and is a predicted model, not a curated record. Gene Ontology annotation, molecular function: nuclear receptor activity; sequence-specific DNA binding; zinc ion binding. Lineage: Eukaryota; Metazoa; Chordata; Crocodylia; Gavialidae. Gene Ontology annotation, biological process: cellular response to estradiol stimulus; estrogen receptor signaling pathway; regulation of DNA-templated transcription. Gene Ontology annotation, cellular component: nucleus. The coding region runs from base 490 to 2136 and encodes 548 amino acids.
GAGUGUCUGUGUAAUCUUGUACUGAUGAGCUGGCAUUGCGCUGCUUUAUCAAGAUCAGUAUUUCAGAUCCUCUGCCCUAUGGUGUGAGUGAUGGUGAUUUUAGAAUUGCUGCGAGAAAGAAGAAAAGGAAACUAAUCCAGAAAUGAUGGGUGAAAUGCAAGCUGGCAUUUAAUGCUGUGAGAAACCUGAAGAGCAGAAAACUAUUCGAUACCAAUCAGGUACAUUUGAUGCUGAGUAGCCAAGAUACAGAGGACUGAAAUUAUAGAGCUGUCUAAAGACCAGAAACCUAAUUUGGGGGGCAACACUGAAAACUUCUGUGUUUCCAUGUAAUCAUGAAUACCAGUGCCUUGCUCUGGUUUUCAACAUAAAUGGAGUUGUAAUCUCUUUAUGCUGGAUGUCAGUUUAGCCCUCUGUCUUACAUUUGUGAUUGCUUAAGAUCCUAAGAUGAAUAUUUGAACAACACAUAUUCUGCUUCUGUCUUGCAUCAAAAUGUCCCUGUGUGCACCUUCUCACAAGGAAUUUUCUCAAUUACUGCCAAUCCAGGACAUCGGAUGUAGUAAAACAGAAAUUAAGAGCUCACCCUCUGGCAUCAGCUCUCCAGUCCCCUAUAGCUGCAAUCAGUCUGCUUUGACAGUUGAACACAGUCCAGUUUACCUUCCUUCAUCUUAUAUGGAAAACAGACAUGAAUAUUCUGCAAUGGCCUUCUAUAGUCCUUCUGUGAUGAAUUACAAUAUUCCUAGCAAUUUCAGUGAUUCAGAAAGUGCACCUGUAAGGCAAACAACGAGUCCAAGUAUGCUGUGGUCUGCUUCUGGCCAUAUCUCGCCUUUGACAUUACAUUGCCAGUCAUCACUUCUGUAUGCAGAGCAACCCAAGAGCCCAUGGUGUGAAGCAAGGCCAGUGGAACAUAUGCUGCCUACGAGCAGAGAAGUGUUAAAGAGAAAAGCAAGUGGCAAUGAUUGCACAAGUCCCGUUGCAAAUGGUUCUGGCUCAAAAAGAGAUGCACACUUCUGUGCAGUCUGCAGUGAUUAUGCUUCAGGAUAUCACUAUGGGGUUUGGUCAUGUGAAGGAUGUAAAGCAUUCUUUAAAAGAAGUAUCCAAGGACACAAUGAUUACAUCUGUCCAGCUACCAAUCAAUGCACAAUAGAUAAGAACAGGCGCAAAAGCUGUCAGGCGUGUCGCCUGAGGAAAUGCUAUGAAGUGGGAAUGAUGAAAUGUGGCUCAAGAAGAGAGCGCUGUGGGUAUCGUAUCUUACGUCGUCAUCGUAAUUCAGAGGAUCAAACGCACUGUAUUGGCAAAGCUAAAAAGAAUAGUGAAAAAGUUACCCAGGUGAAAGAAAUCCUCCUUAGCGCACUCAGUCCAGAGCAGUUUGUCUUAACAUUACUAGAAGCUGAGCCUCCUAAUGUGUUGGUGAGUCGUCCCAACAAACCAUUUACAGAAGCCUCCAUGAUGAUGUCAUUGACCAAACUCGCAGACAAAGAAUUGGUUCACAUGAUUGGCUGGGCGAAGAAAAUUCCCGGCUUCAUAGAGCUUAGUCUGUAUGACCAAGUGAGGCUCUUGGAGAGUUGUUGGAUGGAAGUUUUAAUGGUGGGUCUGAUGUGGAGAUCCAUUGAUCAUCCCGGCAAACUAAUUUUUGCACCAGACCUUGUUUUAGACAGGGAUGAGGGGAAAUGCGUGGAAGGAAUUUUGGAAAUCUUUGAUAUGCUCCUGGCCACAACGUCGAGGUUUCGAGAGCUGAAAUUACAGCACAAGGAAUACCUGUGUGUCAAAGCUAUGAUCCUUCUCAAUUCCAGUAUGUUUCCAUUAUCCGCAGAAGAGCCUGAAAGCAGCCAGAAGCUCCAUCACUUACUUAAUGUAGUAACCGAUGCUUUGGUGUGGGUUAUUGCCAAAACUGGGAUCUCCUCACAGCAGCAAACAACUCGCCUUGCUAACUUAUUGAUGCUACUGUCUCAUGUGAGGCAUGCCAGUAACAAAGGCAUGGAGCAUCUUUUGAGCAUGAAGUGCAAAAAUGUGGUCCCAGUCUAUGAUUUGCUGCUGGAGAUGCUGAAUGCACAUACCCUCAGAGGGCAGAGGAAAUCUGCAGUCACAGGCUCUGAAUUUGGCCUGUCGGAAGAAAGUGAGACUAGAGAUGGGAUGUGAAAUCUGACCACACAGAAACUGCCUAAUGACCUGGAAGAGCAGGUUUGUAGGAAAUGGUGGGGGGAAAAAAGAGCACUAUUCCAUGGCAUGCAUACAUAUAUGCCUUGUAAGUAUAUGUAUAAAAGCCCUUGAGAUCUCUUUAUGAAAUUCCAUUGACCCUCUCUGAGCCCAUUUAGAUUUGCACACGUGACCUUGGAUAAGGCUAUGGAGCACCAUAUGGGUAGUAGGACUCACGCCUUGUUGGUGUUUCGGACAUUGCAAUUACUUUGCACUUUCCUAAUGCCUUCUCAGAAACUUGCAAAGCACCUUAUGGACAUUCUGCCUCAGAGCAGCCCAGUGAGAACGUUACCCUGUCUCGAAAGAUGGGUGUGCUGAGGCAGGGAGAAGCUAAGCGAUUAGCUUUUAAGGUCACACAGCAGGUGUGUGGCAGAGCUGGGACUAGAUCCAAGGUCACUUGGCUCCCAGUCCCAGCCUAACAUCAUCUGGAAUGUGCAGCUGUGUUACAUCACUUGGGAAGGAUCUGAUCUCUGGGGAUGGUUACUGGCAAAAGACUUUGGUGUUUUAGCUAAUGAAAAGACCACGUGCAAAACAAAUGAGUCUGUUUUGCAUCUAAAUAUGCAACCCUGGAACCCUUCCUCAGGCUUUGUGGAAAGCCAUUCAGAAUGCAUCCGGGACACUUGGCAGAUCAGCUUUGGACAUGCAGCAACCCAUGUAUGGUUUUGAUGAGAUGAUCCUGCCCUUUGCACAGUCCUUUUGUGCUUCAAAGUUGAAUCUGGCUGCCUGCUCCUGUUCAUGAAAUGCUGAGCUUGGGAAUUCAACAUUAACGACCCCUGUUGCAGAUUUAUAAUAACUGAAAUAUGACGUCAUCAAUAUGUUAGGGACAAAAGUUAAUGUUUAAUUGUGUGUAUUAGGAAAAACAGUGCUGUAUAACUUGGUGAUCUGGUUCUUGUAAAUGCGCUUUCUUGGUCAUUUCGCAAUCUUCCUUUCACCUGCAGCUUCAGUACAGUUUCCUUGUAGAACAUUUUGGGGGCAGGGGGCUCAGAUUAUGCAGAAUAUAUAACCGUGAUGAUGGCAGGAGGGAGGGCAAGGCAGGUGAACGGGAGGCUCAGCUAGGAUCUGCCUUUAUGUACCUGCCUCAUUUUGGCUCUUAUUUUCGAGAGGAAACUCCAUGAAAGUUGCUUUUCUAGGGGUGGCUGACUUUUUGUACCUUCCUCCCUGAAUGAUGAAAGGACAAAUGAUGCCUCUGGGAUGCUUCAUGUAUGGCAAUUUGCAUCUAUUUCACUAAAUAUGUCACUGUAUAAAAUGCCUGUCUUGUUGAUUUUUGCAUAUAUCUAAGAUGCACUGAGUCUAAGCACUGAUCUCUGCAUAUAUCUAAGAUGCAUUUCAGCUGCCUAUGUGAUAUUCUGUUUUUAUGCUGUAAUUGCACUUAAUCUUGGAAAGUGACACUGGAGGUUAGCAGACUUGACUAUUUCACAAUAGCAAUUAGUUUUUCAUUAUGAACUUUUACAGACGAGGUAACUACCUACCAGAGGUACUUACCUAAAUCCUAAUUUGAAAGUCCCUCUAAGUCAGUGGGCAUCCUCUCAAGUGACAUCAAUGAGAUUUGGAUUGUGCCCUUAGUGAGGGCAAUUGUUCUCUUUAUUGACCAGUAUCUAUGCUGUGAAUAUUAUUGACUUUUGAUCUGGAUAUUUUGAAGCCAAGGAUAUUGUAUUUUAUAGGAAAGGUGACCAAAAGUGCUUUCAGUGAGUUAGACUAUAUUGUCUAUUGACUUUUGAUCUUGUACUAUAGAUGACAGUCUGAAAUCUUACCAGCUAUUUUUUUUUUAAAUAAAGGGCACCAAUGUAUUUUUCUUAUAUAUGUGUAAUAGCUACUCCUGCAAAGGGAAAGAAAAAAUGCAGCUGCAGUCUUGAAUUUAUUUGGGCUUACCCAAAUUGAAGUUGUACUCAGUACUACAUGGACGUGCCUGAACAUUUCAAAAGAGAGUCAUAUUUGGCCUGGUCACCUGCCACACUGCUCUUCUUUUUG